AUGCCGGCAGCACUGGUUCAACCAUCCGAUAGGGCUGAAAAGCGUCCCGAGCUGCCACCGUCAUCGCCAGCUCUGUUCACGCCGCCAACCUAUACCAUGAAAGAAAUAUACGAUGCUAUUCCACCGCACUGCUUACAACCAAACACUCUCUUGUCUCUAUUCUACGUUCUUAGAGAUUUUUCUUAUGUCGCCACCCUAAUAUGUCUUGCUACCCAAAUUCCUAAAAUUCCAAACGACAACGUCCAAUUCGGAGCUUGGGCACUGUAUUCCUUCCUACAAGGCUUGGUCUUCACAGGAUUAUGGGAAAUCGCCCACGAAUGCGGCCAUGGAGCUUUAUCAAAAUCCAAACUUUUCAACAAUGUCACGGGACUCAUUGUCCACAGUCUCCUUUUUGUCCCAUUCCACUCGUGGCGCAUCACGCAUUCAACACACCACAAGAACACCAAUAAUCUUGAUAAAGAUAUUGCUUUUGUUCCUAAUCUCAAAGAGGCUCACGAAGAAGCCCAUGCUACUCAUUCUAAGCUUCGCGAUUAUGUAGAGGAUAUGCCUAUUACGGCUUUGAUACACCUAUUCUUUCAUCAGCUGAUUGCUUUUCCUGUUUAUCUUACCAUCAACAACUUCGCUUUGGCGAGGAUGGCUGUUUAUCCAUGGUGGACUAGAUCUCAUUUCUAUCUGGGCGACGAUGGCCCAAACUUCAAAUUUGCGAACAAAAAAGAUAUCCUCAUUUCAGACAUCUGCAUUGCUAUUUCUGCUUUCGUCAUGUGGAGUCUGGCCCAAUACUUUGGAUCUUGGAACAUAAUGCUCCUCUACGGUUUUCCUUAUCUGUGGACAAACCACUGGAUUCGUAAGUCCCUCGCCUCCAAGCUCUUUCAUGCGACUAUUGAACUCUCAACUAACAUCGUCCAAAGUAACAAUCACAUUCCUCCAACACACCGACGCAUCAAUCCCCUACUACCCCACCAAAACCUGGACUUUUCUGCGCGGUGCAGCCUCAACAGUCGACCGCAACUUCGGCUGGAUCGGCACCCACAUCUUCCACGGGGCCAUCGAAACACACGUCAUGCAUCACCACGUCUCACGUAUUCCUUUCUACCACGCCGCUGA
This is a messenger RNA of Cadophora gregata, 1104 nucleotides long. RefSeq lists its product as uncharacterized. The transcript has a single exon. Gene Ontology annotation, biological process: lipid metabolic process. Lineage: Eukaryota; Fungi; Ascomycota; Leotiomycetes; Helotiales; Ploettnerulaceae. The coding region runs from base 1 to 1104 and encodes 367 amino acids. The record is from RefSeq and is a predicted model, not a curated record. Gene Ontology annotation, molecular function: oxidoreductase activity.